GUUCGCACGUCGCUAAUUCGUGCUCCGUGGGCUUCCCACUCCGGAAAAGCCGCGACAAGCACGGGAACACAGCGGCCGGCACCGCGAAUAUACCAUCGUUCCCCUCGCCAACCCUUCCUUCCCUCCCGCGCUCCGCCGCUCGCUGCCCAUUUCCACUCCCCCGAAGCCGCAGAGCCAGAGCCCCACGAAAUCGCACCCUCACCAUGGCGGUGGCCUCCACCUCCCCCCUUCACGCCAAGCCCACCACCGCGCGGUCGCCGCCGCGGCCCCCUCCCGGCUUCCUCCCUCUCCUCGCCCACCGCGCCCGCGCCCCGCGCCUCGGCCCCGUCGCCACAUGGAGGAGGUUUCGCACGGAGGCGGUGAAAACGCAGCGAGAGAAGCAGCAGACGGAGGUGGCCGUCGAGGAGUCCUUCCCCGUGAAGAAGACGACGCCUCUGGACGGAGCGGACGACACGAUGGUUCCCACGGACGAGAGCUGGGUGGUGAAGCUCGAGCAGUCCGUGAACAUUUUCCUCACGGAGUCGGUGAUAAUGAUACUUGAUGGUUUCUACCGUGACCGCAAUUAUGCCAGAUUUUUCGUAUUGGAGACAAUUGCUAGGGUGCCGUAUUUCGCAUUUAUAUCGGUGCUUCAUAUGUAUGAGACAUUUGGCUGGUGGAGAAGAGCUGAUUACAUAAAGGUUCACUUUGCUGAAAGCUGGAACGAGUUUCAUCACCUCUUAAUCAUGGAAGAAUUGGGUGGCAACUCUUUAUGGCUUGAUCGUUUUCUUGCACGGUUUAUGGCAUUUUUUUACUACUUCAUGACUGUUGCAAUGUACAUGCUGAGCCCAAGAAUGGCUUAUCACUUUUCUGAAUGUGUGGAGAGGCAUGCAUACUCAACUUAUGACAAGUUUCUCAAGCUCCAUGAGGAGGAGUUGAAAAGACUACCAGCUCCUGAGGCAGCUAUAAACUAUUACCUGAAUGAGGAUCUUUACAUGUUUGAUGAGUUUCAGACAGCGAGAGUCCCAUGUUCUAGGAGGCCUAAAAUCGAUAACUUAUAUGAUGUGUUUGUCAACAUACGAGAUGAUGAGGCAGAGCACUGCAAGACAAUGAAAGCCUGUCAAACACAUGGAAAUCUUCGUUCUCCUCACUCCAUGCAGAACUGCUUAGAAACUGAUACGGAAUGUGUAAUACCCGAAAAUGAUUGUGAAGGUAUCGUGGAUUGUGUCAAAAAGUCUCUUAAAAGUAAAGACUGAGAUCUGUAUCUUUGUGUUCAGGCAUGAUAGAAUAUAAAAUUUUGAUGAUAUUCUGUUUGUUUUCCUUUUUUUUCCCUUAAAAUUAGGAAUAGUCGUGCCUGUACUUUUUUUAGUCCGGGUCAUAUAUUACAUAAGUCGCUGUAGAUGUAACACAAUCGAAUAUCUUAUUUGUGAAGAGAUGCCAAUUCAGGCUUUGAAA
Messenger RNA from Phragmites australis (common reed), 1431 nucleotides. RefSeq names its product ubiquinol oxidase 4, chloroplastic/chromoplastic-like. The transcript has 9 exons. NCBI's taxonomy places the organism in Eukaryota, Viridiplantae, Streptophyta, Magnoliopsida, Poales, Poaceae. Gene Ontology annotation, biological process: alternative respiration. Gene Ontology annotation, molecular function: alternative oxidase activity. Gene Ontology annotation, cellular component: mitochondrion; thylakoid. Bases 204 to 1232 code for a protein of 342 amino acids. The record is from RefSeq and is a predicted model, not a curated record.